Molecule: messenger RNA, 1362 nt
Organism: Cladocopium goreaui
Lineage: Eukaryota; Dinophyceae; Suessiales; Symbiodiniaceae
Source: the annotation of a GenBank genome assembly
AUGGCUUCUCUAGGCUACGACUCCUUCGGUGGCACCACCUGGCGUGACGUGGCCAAUGAGACGACCAAGCUGCAGACGGAGAAGGGAACCUACGUCCCAGAGUACUUGGAUCCUGCAGUGCACUGCCCCGAGGACAUGAAGACCUGGCCCAGUCGCGACUCCAUUCUGGAGAUGUGUGUGGCCUGCGGGGAACGACAUGGCCUCGAUGAGAAAACCAGGUUCAACACCUCGCUGGAGAAAUUGGAGGUGAAGGGCGACACCUUGAAUGGGGGGCACUAUGAGCUGCACCUGACCACGGAAGACGCAUCGGAGACGUUGAAGGUGAGCGCGUUGAUUAGCUGUCCAGGUACCUUCUACAACCCUAUCGACAUCAAAUGGCCCGGUCGCGAUGAAUUUGGUGGCUAUGUUUGCCACGGUUCCUACGACAGCAUCAACUAUGAUAAGCUGAAGGAUGCCUCCGUUUGCAUCGUGGGGCAUGGCGGCUUCACCAUCGAAAAUGUCCGGACCUGUGUGGAGCGGAAGUCCAAGAAGGUCUACGUGGUCUGUCGCCACCGCCAUCUCGCCGGGCCGAAGAUGGUCUCGUGGAUGGUGAGCGGCGCAGCGGUGCCCUUGCCAGGACCUUAUGUCGUGGAAGCUUUCCAAAUGAUGUAUAGCUUACUGGGUGUGGAUGUAUGGGCGCAUCCUGUGGUGAACGCGAAUGCAGAUCGCAGCAGUGCAAUUCUGACUCAGACCACGACUUUUGGAGUGACAGAUAUCUACUUCCUGGCCUGCUACUACAAGGUUUGCGAGAUUGUGAACGGCGAGAUCGAAAAGCUGAGCAAAGGCAAAGUUGUCUUGACGGACGGCAAGGAGCUGGAGUGCAAUGUGAUCAUGAAAUGCCUGGGAAGCACCGGGGCCACCGACUUUGAUGAGAUCAUCGGAUUUCAGUUCUACCAGGGCUGGUGGGUCAAUGGCGAUCCCUUGCUGCCAGUGGUGGCGCCUGCGAAAGGUGUCCAGGCCAAAAACUUCGCAGGAUUUAGCUUGGCACCAGGCUAUGCUGGGAUGAUCGUGACCAAUCGCUACAUCUUGGAUGACCCAGCGAGGUUUUUGGGUGUGAGGGAUUGGCUACCAAAGACCACCAAGGACGAUCACUACGAGUGCAACUACAUCUACAAAGGCUCCCAUGUGUUGGCAACGAUGGUGAUUCUUCAGGGGCAGUUCCCGGAACUCACAGCCGAGCUGGCGGAAGCUGACAAGCUCAAGGCCGAAAAGCAUAUGAAAGCGCACCCCUUGGAGAAGCACCUGUCGGAAUGUUUGGCGGAGUGGAAGAUGUACAUCAAGAUGAUGAAGGCUGCGAGAAAAGAUAAAGUGCAAAAAUGUUGA